ACCAUUACUCGUCUCUUCUCCAUCACUCAAACCGCAUCUCUCUCUUGCUCUCUGUGUUCAAUAUUCAUCAAACAGAAUUGAUAAAAUCUUGAACUCUAUAUGCCAAGAAAAGGUAUGAGGACUGUCUUCUUCAAGCAAUCUCCUUCAUCUCCUCCAAUUCGAUCACCGCCUCAUCGCCAUACCUUCUCUGAUAAAUUAAUGGAUGAGAACAUUGACAAUGCCCAUAUUCUCAUUUCCAAAUGGGAUUCUGAUUCCCCCACUUCUUCAAAUUACUGCUCCAUCUCUUCUCUUUUUAGGGAUAAUCGCCAAGAAGCCAAGCAAUACCUCAACUCUAUCAAACAACUACAGUCUGCUAUGCAAUAUUACAUCUCUGAAAACUCUGCUUCUGAAAAGCUCGUUCGUGCUCAAAAUCUCAUGCAAAUUGCUAUGAAAAGACUCGAGAAGGAGUUCUACCAAACCUUGAAAUCUAACAGAGACUUUCUUGACUCGGAAUCGCUGUCCAAUCACUCUUCUAGAGCGUCCAGAUCGAGCUUUUCAGAUUUUGAAGAUGAAUCUGAGGACGACUCUUCACGAUAUGGUGAUACUGUUUCUGAAGUAGAGCGAGUCUCUAUAGUUGCUAUGGCGGAUUUGAAGGCGAUUGCUGAUUGCAUGAUUGGUUCUGGUUAUGGAAAAGAAUGCGUCAAAAUUUAUAAAAUUAUUCGCAAAUCGAUUGUUGAUGAGACUCUCUAUAAUCUUGGAGUUGAAAAUCUGAAUUUCUCGCAGAUUCAGAAAAUGGAUUGGGAGGUACUGGAAUUGAAGAUCAAGAGCUGGUUAAAUGCAGUGAAAGUGGCGGUUAAGACCUUGUUUUAUGGAGAGAAGGUUCUCUGUGAUUAUGUCUUCUCUGCUUCUGUUUCGAUAAAGGAGUCGUGCUUUGCCGAUAUUACGAGAGACGGUGCCUUGACGCUGUUUGGCUUCCCGGAAAGUGUAGCCAAGUGCAAGAAAACUCCAGAGAAAAUGUUUCGCACUCUCGAUCUCUAUGAAGCAAUUGCUGACUUAUGGCAAGACAUUGAGUCCAUUUUCAGCUUCGAAUCAACCUCCACCGUCCGUUCACAAGCCGUUAACUCCCUAAUCCGGCUCGGCGAGGCUGCACGUACUAUGUUAACGGACUUCGAAUCGGCGAUUUCCAAAGACAAUUCGAAAACGCCAGUUCCUGGAGGCGGGGUCCACCCUCUCACACGUUACGUAAUGAACUACAUCGCUUUUCUAGCCGAUUAUAGCGGUAUCCUAUCUGAUAUAGUCGCCGAUUGGCCAUUAACGACGUCGUCUCCUUUGCCAGAAUCUUAUUUCGGAAGCCCCGAGCAUGAAGAUGGCUCAUCCUCGGCGAUUUCCGUACGGUUGGCUUGGCUCAUCCUCGUUUUACUCUGCAAACUCGACGGCAAGGCUGAGUUUUACAAGGAAGUGUCUCUAUCAUAUCUCUUUCUAGCUAAUAAUCUCCAAUACGUGGUUAACAAAGUUCGAAAAUCAAGCUUGAAAUUGCUUAUCGGCGAUGAAUGGAUCACAAAACACGAGGCUAAGGUGAAACAAUACGCAUUGAAUUACGAACGCAUGGGGUGGAACAAGGUUUUCAGUUCAUUGCCGGAGAAUUCAGCGUCGGGGAUGACAAUUCACGAAGCAGCAGAGUGUUUCAAGAGAUUUAACUCCGCUUUCGAGGAGGCAUGCAAGAAGCAACGUUCAUGGGUGGUUCCGGACGGCAAACUGAGAGACGAGAUUAAAGUAUCGUUGGCGAAGAAGCUGGUGCCGGCGUACCGGGAAUUUUACGAGAAGUAUCGGGUGGCAGUGAGGAGGGAAAUCGGAAACACAGUGACCGUAAAAUUUUCGCCUGAUGAUUUGGGAAAUUACUUGUCGGAUUUGUUCUUUGGAAUCACCGGUGGUUCUGGAAGUAUUUCGUCAGCUUCAUCAACGUCGUCGUUUUCUUCAUCGUCGACUCACUCUGCAAGUGGAAAAAGCCGUUGAGGCGGUUUGGAACCUUUUAGGCGUGUAACUUUUUGUGCAUUAUUGAAAAAAUAGAGGACAUAAAAAAAAAAAAGAAUAGAAACAAAGGAGCGCGUACAUUCUUACGAUUGUUUUUUUUUUUUUU
Molecule: messenger RNA, 2116 nt
Organism: Manihot esculenta (cassava)
Lineage: Eukaryota; Viridiplantae; Streptophyta; Magnoliopsida; Malpighiales; Euphorbiaceae
Product: exocyst complex component EXO70H1
Exons: 1
Coding region: 100-1992 (630 amino acids)
Biological process (GO): exocytosis
Cellular component (GO): exocyst
Molecular function (GO): phosphatidylinositol-4,5-bisphosphate binding
Source: RefSeq, a predicted model, not a curated record